Mustela erminea (ermine) is the source of this 807-nucleotide messenger RNA. Its product is annotated as centromere protein Q-like. Lineage: Eukaryota; Metazoa; Chordata; Mammalia; Carnivora; Mustelidae. The record is from RefSeq and is a predicted model, not a curated record.
AUGCUACAAUUAUGUAAAACCCUUAAAGUCCCUUGCAAAAAGCUGAAAGAUUUAACUAAAGUGUCAAAUCUACUGAAAAUGGAAAGAGCACAGCACAGAGCUAAUGAAGAAGGUCUGGCAUUAUUGCAGAAAGAAGUAGAUAAAGUAGUAGAAACCAUAGAGUCAAUGACUGGGAAUAUUCAGAGCCUAAAGAACAAAAUUCAAGUUCAAAGUGAGGUGGAAGAAGAGGAGGAGAAAGUAAAACAGAUGUUUCAAAUAGAUAGUGGGAUACUCUGUCUUCCAGAACUUUCUCAGAAGAGUCUCAAAGCAGUCACACUUCAGAAAGAAAUUUUGACAUCAAUUUCAAACCAUAAAGCUCUUCUGAGAGACUUAGAUGUUCUCCAUAACUCAUCCCAGAUGAAGAAUAUGUUAACUUUCAUUGAAGAAGCCUAUAAGAGACUGGAUGCCCUUUAAGAGUUUUUUAGUCUGCUCUGUAUUAAUUUAAAGUUUAUGAGAUUGUAAAACUUAGCCUAUGAUGAUACCGCUGAAGCUGAGGCUUCUCUGGGAUUUAUUUUCAACAUACACUUAACAUUAGCCUCUGUAGAUCUAUUAGCAUCUAAUGUAGUUCUAAAAACUGUUUUUAAUUGUUGUCAAAUCUAGCAACUCACAUUUCUGAUGCUGUUUAUCCGGUGAUUUUCCUGAGCUACACUUUAAUGAUUUAUAAUGGAUGAAUGGAGUUCUUUUAUUGAUUAGUGCAGAGGAACUGUGAUACUGUAAUGCAAUAUAUGUAAAGUGCAUAGAGUUCCUAGUACAUAAAAACACAAUUGU